Anisakis simplex (herring worm) is the source of this 849-nucleotide messenger RNA. The record is from the annotation of a GenBank genome assembly. NCBI's taxonomy places the organism in Eukaryota, Metazoa, Nematoda, Chromadorea, Rhabditida, Anisakidae.
AUGUCAAGGGUUUUGUUAAGUCUGCUGUGUAGACCGACAUCGUCGGGCUCGUUGAUCAUCCUGGGUGAAUAUUUAGCGAAAAGUGAGAAUGCAACGUCUAGCUCAUCACAAUCCGAAGAGAUUUCAGCACCAAGUGUUGCCGAGAUACGUCAGCUUAUACUGCAACGUGCACGACUCUAUUUCACGAACAAGGACUCGUUGAAUCUGGAACGUUUGGUUUGUCAUUAUUCGGUGGUCGCUGAGCAGCCGUUUACACUUGUGUACGUUUGCAUUGCCGAGCCAGGUUUGGCACACGCCAAAGCAGCGUUGUUCUUGGAUAAACUUCAGAAUGCAGUUUCAAAUGAUGUGACGCUGCUGACAUGUCUAUCGGAUUCGCAAGAUUACCAGUUCCAGACUCGAAUCGCACCGAAAUUCGCUGAGUUAACGAUGGAACAGAAUAAACAGGGUGGACAGUCGGCACGGAUGUCGCAAUUGCAACAGCAAGUGGCCGAUGUGAAGACGGUGAUGAAUUCAAAUGUGCAACGGAUACUGGAACGUGGUGAUCGACUGGAAAAUUUGGAAGGCAGAACUGAAGCGCUCACGCAAUCGUCAGAAAGUUUUAAAGUGACGGCGCGUCGUGUACAACGUCACAUGUGCAUGCAGAACGCCAAGUGGACAAUAUUGAUAGCGAUCGGGACGGCAGUGGUGGUGAUUAUAAUCGUGAUGAUGAUUCUGAAUAGUGUUGGCGUGUUUGAUAAGCAUUAAUUGUAUUUGACUUUGUAUAUAUUAGUGCGUGAGCACAUUUGAUAUUUAAGUGUGAUACUUUGCAUGCUCGAAAUAUUUUGUUUUGUAUUAAUAAUAUAGAUGAUU